Danio aesculapii is the source of this 1518-nucleotide messenger RNA. RefSeq names its product NFU1 iron-sulfur cluster scaffold homolog (S. cerevisiae) (gene nfu1). Gene Ontology annotation, cellular component: mitochondrion. Lineage: Eukaryota; Metazoa; Chordata; Actinopteri; Cypriniformes; Danionidae. The transcript is spliced from 8 exons. The record is from RefSeq and is a predicted model, not a curated record. Gene Ontology annotation, biological process: iron-sulfur cluster assembly. Gene Ontology annotation, molecular function: iron ion binding; iron-sulfur cluster binding. The coding region runs from base 26 to 757 and encodes 243 amino acids.
ACGCAGCCUUGGUGCCCUCACAAGCAUGGCCGCUUACAGGAGCGUCGGAUUUGGAGCGAAUUUAGCUGCUGUUUUAAGGAGAACUUAUCAUGGAACCGGGCUCAUCAGACCUCCUGUCCACACAACAGGCAGAUCUCCAGUUCCUCAGCAAACAACCACUGUGUUCAUCAGAAACAUGUUCAUUCAGACCCAAGACACUCCAAACCCAAACAGCCUGAAGUUUCUUCCUGGCCGUGCGGUGCUGGAUUCAGGCACUAUGGACUUCGCCGGACCCAGAGAUGCUUAUUGUUCACCAUUAGCGAGGCAGCUGUUCAGAAUUGAUGGAGUCAAGAGUGUCUUCUUCGGCCCUGAUUUCAUAACCAUCACCAAGAUCAGUGGUGAAACGGAGUGGAAGGUCAUCAAACCAGACGUGUUCGCAACCAUCAUGGACUUUUUCACCUCUGGACUUCCUGUUGUCAAUGAAGCUGAUGCUCCACGUGCCGACACAGCUCCUUCAGAAGAUGACGAUGAGGUGGUGGCUAUGAUUAAAGAACUGCUGGACACACGCAUUAGACCCACGGUGCAGGAGGACGGCGGUGAUGUGUUGUACCAUGGUUUUGAGGAUGGCAUUGUUAAGCUGAAGUUGCAGGGCUCCUGCACCAGCUGUCCAAGCUCCAUCAUCACCCUGAAGAACGGCAUUCAGAACAUGCUGCAGUUCUACGUGCCCGAGGUGGAAGGAGUCGAGCAGGUGAAAGAAGAGGAUGUGGAAGUUGCAUAAAUCACUUCCCUUUCCCUUCAGCGCCCAAUCAUGUUCCAGGAGCUUGAGUUUAGUGAUCUCUUACACAGAUUCACUGCAAAAGAAAUGCUUUUGUUACUUAGAGUUUCUGACUUGUUUCUAGUUCAAAUAUCUUAAAGUUCUUAAAUCAAGAAGCAUUUUCAAGACAAGCAAAAAAUAUUGUCUUGUUUUCAGAAAUAACAAGUCAAAAUUAAAUGAGUUUUUCCUUAAAACAAGCCAAAUAUUCUGCCAAUGGGGUAAGGUAAAUAAUCUUGCUCAUGCUUUGGAAUAACAUUAUUUAGCUUACCCUAUUUAGCAGAUUAUUUGGCUUCUUUUAAACAAAAACGCACUUCAUUUUGACUUAUUAUUUAGCUACAGGAAUUAUUAUGGCAGCAAGCCUACAUUUUAUAAGCCUACAUCUUUGGAUAGACAGUAUUUGGUCAGUGCUGUAACAAGGUUUUGGGUUUGGUCACAUAAUAUUUGUCUCAAUGCACUGGUUAAAACAAAGAAUGCAGUUGUGUGUGUAUUAUAUGUAAUAAAUGAAAUCUUAUAUGCAUUUACUCAGACAUGUAUGUAAAUAUUAUUGUAUGAAUCAACCGCUUUCAUGCUUAAUAGAUUCUCAGGAAUCCUCAUAUUGUUGGUCACUUUUUAAUUAUAAGAUGACUUUAAUAGAGAUUACAUUUGUAAGACAUAAUGUUAUUUCUCAUUUAGUAGAAUGAUACAGUAAAUUAAUGGCAAAUGAAUAAAAGAGAUAAAUUAUUGGC